Plectropomus leopardus (leopard coralgrouper) is the source of this 939-nucleotide messenger RNA. Lineage: Eukaryota; Metazoa; Chordata; Actinopteri; Perciformes; Serranidae. The record is from RefSeq and is a predicted model, not a curated record.
AUGUAUGAUAAUAACUCAUUAGUUGGUGGGUCUCCAGAGCAGCAGAUCAAUGAGCAGGUCAUAAUUGUGCAGCUUCUGGUGAUAAUUUUUCUUUGCAUCAACCUUUUGCUUGUCAUAACUUUUUUUAAAAAGGAGUACUUCUACACAACUACGCGCUACAUCUUAUUUGCUGUUACCCUACUGUCUGAUAGCUUUAUCUUAUUCAUGUCUGAUGUCCUGCUCAUCUUAACCUAUUAUCAAAUUACUACUAUGGAUGUUUGGUUAUGCAUCAUUAUCUCUGUUGCAGUAUUUCUGUAUCUUAUGGUCACACCGGUUACUCUGACAGCAAUGACCCUGGAGCGCUAUGUGGCCAUAUGCAUGCCCCUGCGCCACGGAGAGCUGUGCUCCACACGCAGCACUGUGUACUGUAUCCUCAUCAUUCAUGCCCUCAGCUCUGUACCCUGUAUUGUUAUUCUCUCAACUUUCUUUGCAUCAGCCCAUCUUAGCUUUUACACACAAUACAGAAUAUGUACUGUGGAGAUAUUCAUUUUGUACACAUGGCAGGAUCAUAUUCGAUCAGCUGUGCACCAGUUUUACUUCUUGAUGAUGUGUAUUACUAUUGUAUUCUCCUAUGUUAAGAUAAUGACAGUGGCAAAAGCUGCAUCAGGAGAGGAUAAAAAGUCAACAUGGAAAGGGCUCAGAACAGUAAUUCUUCAUGCCUUUCAGCUGCUGCUCUGUCUCUUCCGUUUGUGGUGUCCUCUCAUAGAAGCUGCUGUACUACAGAUCAAUUUCAGGAUAUUUAACAAGGUUAGGUACUUUAACUACAUUAUGUUUAGCCUUGCUCCAAAGUGUCUGAGUCCUCUCAUUUAUGGUCUCAGAGAUGAAAUGUUUUUUCUUGAGCUAAAAAAGUAUGCCCUCUUUGGCCUGUAUAAGAGAAUCACUGAGAAAGGCCUCAGCUGA